Daucus carota subsp. sativus is the source of this 1701-nucleotide messenger RNA. RefSeq names its product F-box protein At3g07870. The record is from RefSeq and is a predicted model, not a curated record. Gene Ontology annotation, molecular function: protein binding. The transcript has 2 exons. NCBI's taxonomy places the organism in Eukaryota, Viridiplantae, Streptophyta, Magnoliopsida, Apiales, Apiaceae. The coding region runs from base 234 to 1412 and encodes 392 amino acids.
GUAUUUAUUCGAUCAUUCUAAUCAUGAUUUCAUUUCUGAACCAUAUAAACCCGUCGGCCAUACAGGUCGGGUCAUCCCUGGGAAUACGUAUAUAAUCGGAUCAUAAGUUUGGGGUAUUUCAAAAUCGCUCUUACAAGCUCCCCCAAUGUUCGAAACCUAGGGUUUCAUUCAAGUGUAAGUCAUUUCCCAUCUCUCUCCAAUUAAACUAUACAUACAUAUCUUUGUAUCUAUCAAUGUCAGAUUACAUACCUCAGGAGCUCUUACAUGAAAUCCUCAUUAAAUUACCUGUCGAAUCUCUUGUUCGUUUCACUAUUGUUUGCAAAUCUUGGUACUCUAUAAUCACUGAUCCACAAUUCGUUAAUUUACAAUGCAAUUAUGCUAAUUUGAACGAGAAUAAGAAACCCCUUUUGGUUAGAUUUUAUGAUAGGGUUGUGAAAGAAGAGAAUUAUACCAUUCGUUGCGAUGAUGAGACAUUUUCGGAGGAAUUUACGAGGGUCGAGUUUCCAUUUAAGAGCCCACUUGGGUAUUUUAGGAUUGUUGGGAUUUGUAAUGGGUUAGUGUGUUUGUCGGAUGAUUUGUUUGGGGAUACGGAGAGGGUGAUUUUGUGGAACCCAGCGGUUAGAAAGUCGGUUGAUAUAGAAAUGCCUGUUAGGCCGAAGUAUCCACAUAUGUUUGUUCUUGGUUUUGGGAAUUGUCCUGUGACGAAUGAUCACAAAGUGGUGAGAGUUGUUUAUCUUAAAGAUUCGUCGCUAAAUUUUACGGUGCCUCCUGAAGUUCAGGUUUACUCUUUAAGUACUGGUUCUUGGAGGGAUGUUAAUGCUGGAGCUCCUCUGAGUUAUAUGGUUGAAUAUACUUGGUCCCAGGUUUUUGUUUCUGGCUGUGUUCAUUGGCUUGCGUAUCGUAAGCAAGGGGAAAGUGGUUCUCGUAAUUUGUUAGUUUCAUUUCAUAUGGGAGAUGAAGUGUUUGGUGAGGUGAUGCUACCAGAUUCAUUGGCUAAUGAUAUUGUGUAUGACAUGUCUGUUAGCAUAUGCGGGGAUUCUCUUGCUGCACUUAAAUACAAUAAGGAAAUUGGACAAGAGUCAUGUGUUGUAUGGGUGAUGAGAGAGUAUGGAGUUUCUGAGUCAUGGACUAAGUUAUACACUAUUCGUGUGCCAGAGACGUUGACAAGAACGAUAGGCUUUAGGAAGGACGGUGAAGUUGUAUUAUCAUUAUGUAAUAAUGAGCUAGUUUCUUAUGAUCCGGUAACUGGUCAGAUAAAGGGCCUAGGUAUCACUGGAAAUAUACGGUCGUUUUUUGUUGGUAAUUACGUGGAAAGCCUAGUUUUGCUGAAAGGACAAAGUAGCCUCAGAGAAGGUAUCCCAAACCUUUUUGCUGCUGGUGCAACAGAAAAUGCUGUUAUAGCAGAGCAAUAAUAAUUUUGGAAGAUAAUGCUGAGAAGACAAAGUAGGCAAGGUUCAAUAAAUGGAAAUCUCGGUAUUCAAGUCUGAUGGAGUUUCGACGGGAAGGCUAAUGGGCAACAAAUUGAUAGAGGCAUAGAGCCUCUCUUCUCCUUUUACUUGUAGUGCAACUAUUAUCUCAUCAGUCAUUUUAUUCAUUUUGAUUUUCCGACUUGUUUCUUUAGCAGCAUAACAGUUCUAUGUAAUGGCGUAAAAUUGUACUGAUAUAAAUUUUUUUAUAUGGGAAACUCAUAAUCUUUUAAGC